AUGCCUUACAAAAAUUUAAUCGUCCUCACCAUUCUGCUUGCAGUAGCUGGACAAACUCUGGCUAGUAGGGGCGACCCAAAAACCACCAAGAACAAUAACGAUGAGAUGAAACAACCUGAGUGGCUUUUUAAGUCUGACCCCAGUGUGCUCAUUCCAGGAAUUGGGAAGAUUCCGGUGCCACCAGCAAUUACCCAUCCACAUUAUCAUCACCCUUACUUUGGCUACACUGUAGGUGGAGGAGGCACCAGUGGAAGUGGAACCGGUAGCGGGACCGGCACCGGGACGGGGAGUGAUAUUCCAGGUGGUGAUGACACAUUUGUACCUAAUCCUGGUAAUGAGGACUCAACUCCUGGAAGUGAGAAUGGUGGUGGUGUUCCAACAGCUGCUCGUCCUUGA
Molecule: messenger RNA, 396 nt
Organism: Mangifera indica (mango)
Lineage: Eukaryota; Viridiplantae; Streptophyta; Magnoliopsida; Sapindales; Anacardiaceae
Product: putative cell wall protein
Exons: 1
Coding region: 1-396 (131 amino acids)
Source: RefSeq, a predicted model, not a curated record